GAAUAUCUGAAAAAUAAAAUAAUUAAAUUAGUGCAAAAUUAAUUAAUUUAUUAAAAUAAAAUAAAUUAGCAGUAUAAAAUUUAUAGUAAUUUUAUAGCACCAUCAUUGAAAAAAAAAAAACAAGUACAGCAUAAAAAUCAAAUAAAAACGCUUAUUCUUUCUCAUCUUCAGUUCUCGUCGCGGUUCUUCUUCACCUCACUCCACUCCAUUCUGUUUCUUUUUCUAGUUCUUACUCCCCAAAUCUUAUUCUACUGCAUUUGGGUGGUGGUGGUGGUAGUAGUAGUGGCGGUGGCGACGGAGGACGAUUGUUGGUAGAGAGAGAGAGUGUGAAUGGAGUACAGAAGAAUUAAGGAUCAGGAUAAAGAUGAGGAUUCAGUUCAUGAUGAUCUUGAGAGCUUAAGAGGGAAAUCCCAUUCAGGCCCUCCUAGUAAUUUGGUUGCUUUAGUAGGUGGCUCUGCGGACCAUACUAAGUGGAAGCGCAAGUCUGCGGUGACACUAGCAUUGACAGUUCUUACAAGUUCACAAGCAAUUCUUAUCGUCUGGUCAAAGAGGGCUGGCAAGUAUGAGUACAGUGUUACAACUGCUAAUUUUUUGGUAGAGACUUUGAAGUGUGCACUAUCACUUGCUGCAUUAGCGAGAAUCUGGAGGAAUGAAGGUGUUACUGAUGAUAACAGGUUGAGUACAACAUGGGAUGAAGUUAGUGUAUACCCCAUCCCUGCAGCUCUCUAUCUCGUCAAGAAUCUACUUCAGUAUUACAUCUUUGCAUACGUAGAUGCUCCAGGUUACCAGAUAUUAAAGAACUUUAACAUCAUCAGCACCGGUGUGCUAUACCGCAUAAUUCUCAAGAGAAAGUUGAACGAGAUUCAGUGGGCAGCUUUCGCUCUACUUUGUGCAGGGUGCACAACAGCACAACUUAACUCCAAUUCAGAUAAAGUGUUGCAGACGCCUUUGCAGGGUUGGAUGAUGGCAAUUGUCAUGGCUCUUCUUAGUGGUUUUGCUGGAGUUUACACUGAGGCUAUAAUUAAAAAACGACCUUCAAGGAACAUUAAUGUUCAGAACUUCUGGCUGUAUGUAUUUGGGAUGAUUUUCAAUGUCAUCGCAAUAGUCGUUCAAGAUUUUGAUGCUGUUACGAACAAGGGAUUCUUUCAUGGAUAUUCAUUCAUUACUGUUCUCAUGAUUCUGAACCAUGCUCUUAGUGGCAUUGCUGUAUCAAUGGUCAUGAAAUAUGCCGACAACAUAGUGAAGGUAUAUUCUACAUCAGUUGCAAUGUUGUUGACAGCAGUGGUGUCUGUCUUCCUGUUUGGAUUUCAUCUAUCCCUUGCCUUCUUUCUUGGUUCGACCGUUGUUUCGAUCUCAGUGUAUUUGCACUCAAUUGGGAAGGUUCAGAGAUAGUAGCUGCACCAUUGGCCUUAUUGAUGUGGUCAGUGUAAAGACCCUUAUAGAGCUGAGUUGAAAAUUGGGCAUAAUUGAUCAACCUGAAACUAUCUAAGUCCUAGACUUGGAUGGAAUCAUGGUUGCUUGGUAUUUACUAAAUUCCACACUCUUGGCUUGGCUUACUAGAUCCAGAUCAGGAAAGAUACUUGAUUCAAGGUGACUGCCAUUUGGGAAUGGAGAAUUUCUUCGUUAUACCAUCAUAUCCAUUAAUGUACUAAUUUAUUCUAUUUAUUUUUUUCAUAUUUAAUUUGUGAGGCUAUUAGAGUAAUUGUGAUAUUUUGUAACUAUUUUCUUCCAAUAAUUAAGGGAUUCCUUCUUUUUAAUUA
Molecule: messenger RNA, 1760 nt
Organism: Salvia miltiorrhiza (redroot sage)
Lineage: Eukaryota; Viridiplantae; Streptophyta; Magnoliopsida; Lamiales; Lamiaceae
Product: CMP-sialic acid transporter 4-like
Exons: 15
Coding region: 331-1392 (353 amino acids)
Biological process (GO): pyrimidine nucleotide-sugar transmembrane transport
Cellular component (GO): Golgi membrane
Molecular function (GO): pyrimidine nucleotide-sugar transmembrane transporter activity
Source: RefSeq, a predicted model, not a curated record